Tetrahymena thermophila SB210 is the source of this 1500-nucleotide messenger RNA. RefSeq names its product phosphoesterase family protein. Gene Ontology annotation, biological process: phospholipid catabolic process. The record is from RefSeq and is a predicted model, not a curated record. The transcript has a single exon. Gene Ontology annotation, molecular function: hydrolase activity, acting on ester bonds. NCBI's taxonomy places the organism in Eukaryota, Ciliophora, Oligohymenophorea, Hymenostomatida, Tetrahymenidae.
AUGAAAAAAUUUUCUCCUCUAGUAUUCUUAAUUUUAGUGGUCUAGUUAACUGCUAAAAAAUUACCAAUUAAACAUAUUGUUGUUUUGAUGAUGGAAAAUCGUUCUUUUGAUCAUCUACUAGGAUGGAUGACUCUUGGAGGCUAAUAUGGUAAUAAGAAUGUUAACGGCUUAACAGGAAAUGAAUGUAAUUUUUCUUUGAAUGGAACUAAAAUAUGUGUUUAGCCAAAUGCUUAAGAUUGCAGUGCCUAUGAUCCUGGGCAUGAGCCAUAAACUACAACAGAAAGAAUAUUUAACUGUGUAUACAAGCCUUAAGAUUCUAAUUCUGAAGAUCCUUGUGUAAAUCAUUCUUCUUUAAAGUAACAGCCUAAUAUGUUGGGAUUUGUAGCUGCUGCUGAAAGAGAAGGAGAUGAUGGUUUGACUGAAAUGACUAGCUUCUUGCCUUAAGACAUACCUAUCUUAAGUACCCUUGCAAACGAAUUUGCUCUAUUUGAUCAUUACUUUUCCAGCUAUCCUGGUUGUACUAAUCCUAAUAGAAUGUUUGUUCAUAUGGGAACUUGUGAUGGAUGUGUAGAUAACGAAUAAGAAAGAGGAUAAAUAAAGAAUACUACUCUCUAGGAAGUUCUUGAAAAAAAUGGCCUCUCAUGGAAAUAUUAUUAUGAAGAUGAUCCAGUAGAGUGGUUCCUUUGGAUUGAAUAUUUUAAUUAAAAUUUCAAUAACACUGCAAAAGUAGCAUAAAUGGAAUAGUUUUAUACUGAUGCUCAAAAUGGCAAUUUAGCUAACUAUACAUUCAUCAAUCCUACUGAAACUGUUAGACCUAAUAUGAAUAAUACUAGAUCAUUUGGAUUACCAAAUGAUUAACAUCCUGAUCAUAGUGUUAAAGAAGGUGAAAGAUUGAUGAAGAAUGUCUAUGAAGCUCUUAGAAAUGGACCUAAAUGGAAUGAAACCCUCUUUAUCAUUACUUAUGAUGAGCAUGGCGGUUUUUAUGAUCAUGUACCUCCUCCUCAAGAAGGUGUGCCUAAUCCUGAUGGUAAAGUGAAUGCAGAAGGAUUUAAUUUUGAUAGACUUGGUAUCAGAGUACCUACAAUUGUUAUUUCUCCUUGGAUUGAGAAAGGAUUGCUAAUUAAAGAGCCUCAACAAUAGUAGAAACCAUUUAACACUUCUUAAUUCGAACACAGUUCUAUUAUUUCAACUGUAAUGAAGAUUUUCAAUCUAGAAUACAACUUCUCUAAGAGAACUGAAUGGGCAGCAACAUUUGAUGACAUUAUUAAUAGAACUUCUCCUAGAACUGAUUGUCCUACAUAAUUAGCUUAUAUUCCUCCUCCAACUAAACCUGAAGUAGCUCAAAUUUAUUCAAGAAACAUUAAACCUACUGUUGUUUCAAAAGUCAAAAGAAUGUGCAAAGAAUAUAGGUCAAACGAUCCUCAUUGUGGUAAAAAUAUUAAAACUUUCAGAGAUUAUGCCUCAUUUUUAGAAAUUGAAAUGAAACAUCUAUCUUCUUGA